Messenger RNA from Dermacentor andersoni, 8691 nucleotides. Its product is annotated as ATP-binding cassette sub-family G member 8. The record is from RefSeq and is a predicted model, not a curated record. Gene Ontology annotation, cellular component: plasma membrane. Gene Ontology annotation, biological process: transmembrane transport. Gene Ontology annotation, molecular function: ATP hydrolysis activity; ATP binding; ABC-type transporter activity. NCBI's taxonomy places the organism in Eukaryota, Metazoa, Arthropoda, Arachnida, Ixodida, Ixodidae.
CCGGGUCGGGCCCAUGGCGCGCCGGGCCACGACCUCCAGCAGGGCCUUCUUGCCGCUACCUGGAAUGGAGAGAGGGAGAGGGGCAAUUCUAUCCAGGCCCGUCUACGAUAAUCCCCCUUGUUCCGAAAGGCCAUCUUCCGCGUCCUCGCCUGCAGUCUCUAGGCAAUCAACGCUUACAGGCGUGCGACGGAUUAUGGAAGGCCUGUGAGCCAUCAUCGCCGAGCAACUGGAACAUCAACGGAAGAAGACUCGAGCACGCGACAAAGAGCUCUCCCGCCGAUGCACUAAGCCACUAAGAAAGGACUAAAGGAUGGCGGGCCCUCUAAGCCGGGGCUUCUAAUUACCUGCUUUGCGUUUAGCAGACGACGAAGACCCGAGCAGACAAAAAUAGUGGCGAAGGUGAAAACGAACGAGCAGACGACCGGAAAACAAAAGCAGAUGCGUGAAGCAAGUCAAGCGUGCGCUUUGAGAGCUUUAAUCCCCUGUGCUAUCGAUAGAUGAUAAAGAGUCGUCUGCAGGACAAUUUUGCAGAAGUCCUAACUAACAAACGACGGCGACUGAAGCAGUAGAAGACAGCUAGGAACGCCUUGCUGACGUUCGAGACGAAAACUGGUUGUCUGGGAAGAAAUGUCAGGUUACAAAACGUGACUGCUGCUUCAACAUCCAGGCAAUUUGAAGGCCUCUAGGACGACAAUAACUCCUGCGUUAAGCUGGUGUUUUAACAGGUGCGAAGGAGGAGAAGCAAACUGCAGACAGAAGGUCUGGGUUGUCUCGAUAAAGCACGAACUUUGUGUAGUCAACGUCGUUCGAAAAUAACGAGGCGCUUUCAGCGUUUUAACGAGGUUCCUUUUGGGAUCGGAUAUCCUCUGGGUGGUGUUUAAGGUGACUGAAGAAAGAAUUCAUUGUGCGCGUGAUAAGAAGAAAUUGAGAGAAGACGGUGAGCAGACGACAGCGGAGCUUCCAAAAGCGGACGGCCUUUCAUGCCAGGAGCAAAUUCACAAACCACCAUGUCUGUUCACACGCCGCCGGGUCCGAAUCUGGAGUACGGCCACAACAGAGUCCUCACCUGGCUCCAAGACUGGAUGAGUGUGAGCACGGUCGACGACGAAAACCUCGGUCCAUCACCGAUGAACCACUACGCCACCAUCUCGUCGCUGGGUCACCGCUCUGUCCGCUCGGCUCCGCGCGACUACGUGGAUCCGGACUACGUGACGCUACCGUACAGUCGGCCGUCCAGCCGUGGAGCCCAGAGCUUGGGACCGGGGGAACUCGAGCAACAUCGAUACCACCCUCCACCGGAGGCGUUCGAGCAGCAGGACCCGCUCUUCCCGACCACGCCCGAGCCAGCUCCGCUGCAGGAACAGGCCCCUCCUUCUCCGGAGAACGGCAGAGGCAUCGGCGAUCCGUUGCCGCUGCUACAGCAGCAGCAGCAGCUCCUCGAGCAGCAGCAGCAGCAGGGUGCGCUGCCCGAGCCCCCGCGUGACUACACGGAGACGAGCCGCUCGUCGUGGUCCAGCAGCAGCAUGUGGGACCUGAACGGAGGCGACGAGCGCCGGUACUCGGUGCCGCCGUCCACGCUCUCCGAGCCGGCCACCGCCAGGACGUACAAGACCACCGAGGACUUGCACGCGUGGAGCAUCUACAGGCAGAACCUCAACUCUGACUUCACCGACUCGGCGCUCGGGACGUCCGAGAAGUCGCAGCCGCCGUUCGGCAACUUCCAGCUGCGCGAGUCGACCGUGCACACCAUUCUCAACCACCCGAAGUACGGACCCAAGGAGCGCAGCUCUGAGCUCGGCGUCAACGUCAACACCUACCUCAGGUUCGGCCUGCCUCGGGUGCUGCCUCCGCACCCAAGCUCGUGCCUGGGCAUCAGCGAGCGACCUGCGGGCGUCGUGACGGCCGCGCCGCCACAGGGUCGCGAGAACUCGAGCGGCUACGACUCGAGCGACGACGACCGCAACCAGCUGCAGGGCCGGCUGGCCAACCCGAAGAGGGCCCGCAGCGACCCGGACUUCCGCAGCAGCCACGACCUGGUGAGCACCGAGCCGUCGGGCGUGGCCUCGGCGAUAUCCGCCUACGAGCGCCACCGCAAGCAGAACCACCGGCUCAAGGCGAACAGCGAGGCGGACCUGAUCGCGGGCGAGGAGGAGCGGCGGUGGGACGUCAUCCCCAGGCCCAGCACGGCGUCCACCACGACCGCCGCCGCCGCAGCGGCGCCGGGCUCAACGCACAAGGGCCCUCCAAGCCGAGCCGACUCCCGCAUGGCGGGAGACCGUCGCAGCGUUGCCGGCUCGCACGUCUCGUUGGGCUCCCGGGCGACCUCGCAGAAGCAGGGACUCAUCCGGUCCUCGCUCUUCCCCCGAGACUCGCUUUAUUCCAGCCUGCCUGGCGGGGAGACGGACGUGUCUCUUGUCAAGCACCCGCACUUGCAGGUUCGAGACCUGACGUUCGAGCUGGACCGCUCCAGUCUGGGUCAGCGGCUGUGCGGUGGACCACGCACCAAGUUGCUCCUGCUCGAGGGGCUGUCAUUUGAAGUCCGUGGUGGGGAGAUCCUUGCCAUCAUCGCCACGUCCGAGCAAGAAGGUUCCGCCCUGCUGGAUAUCCUGGCCAACCGGCACCCAAAGUGGGGCAGCCGGCUGCGCGGCGACAUCAUGUUCAACGGACUGUUCAUGCCACCGGCAAGACUGGAGCACUGUGUCGCCUACGUUGCUCGCAACUGGCACCUGUGGCCCGACAUGAGCGUGCGGCAGUGGAUGCUGUUCACCUCGCUGCUCCAGGAGCCAGGUGGACCUGGAAGAGACACCAAGGCCAGAAUCAACGCUCUUCUCGAAGACCUUGGCCUCGGCCAGCUGAAGCACACCCGAAUUCGAGACCUCACCGAAUCCGAAGCCAGGCGACUCAACGUUGGCUCUCAACUACUUCUCGACACUGAUGUGGUAUUGCUAGACCAGCCCAUCUCUGGCAUGGACAUCCUCGACAGCUUCUUUCUCAUCGACUAUGUCCGACAGUGGGCCGCCAGGGGUCGCAUCGUCGUCAUGACCAUCCACCCACCCACCUACGAGAUCUUCACCAUGAUGACACGAGUGGCCAUCAUAUCGACGGGUCGCAUGGUGUACCAUGGCAAGCGACGUGACCUGCUCCCGUACUUCUCCUACAUCGACUUUCCCUGUCCUGCUUUCAAGAACCCUUCCGACUACUACCUCGACCUGGUGACGUUGGACAACCUGUCUCCAGAGGCAAUGCUUGAGUCCAGCCAGCGAGUCGAGAACCUGGUCGAGGUGUUCCGGCGCCGACAAGUGGCGCUCUCUGACCCGGGUCCUCCGGGUAAUGCGCCCAUGGAUGUCUACAGGGCUGGAUUCUUUGGACAGAUGCUGGCCCUGUGGAUACGGGCACUGAUCUACACUUUCCCAUACAACGUGGUACACUUCUUUCGUCGUUUGUUCCUUGCUGCCUUCAUCUCCGUUCUUCUGGGAGCCAUCUUCUGGAAUAUAAGGGCAGGGCUCGACCAGGAGCAUGUCCUGGAUCGGCUCGGCUUUCACUAUGCGCUCCUCGCUCUCUGUCUCUGGCCACUUCUGCUUGGUGAUAUCACGGACGUUUGGCGAGAAAAGGCAUACGUGUCACGAGAUAUCAACGAAAGGUUGUACAAUGGCAUUGCAUACAUCAUAUCAAAGCUCACGUACAGCCUUCCGACAGCCGCGGCCAUAGCGGCGGCGUACGUGUUUCCCGCCUACUCCAUGACGGGUCUGCCUCAGCGCGAGGAGACGCGCAACUUUGGCCCCUACAUGGGCUACACAAUGCUCUACCUGCUGACCGCACGGGCCGUCGCCAUGACAUCGGCGUGGACCUUCCCGACGCGCCAGCGCGCCGCCGCCUUUCUGGGCCUGGUGGUGCUGGUGUUCUGCCUGAGCGGCGGCUACGCAGUCCACCUCAUGGACCUGUCGCUGGUGACCUCGUGGCUACAAUGGGUGUCGCCACUGCGAUGGACGCUCGAGCAGCUCGCCAUGGUCGAGUUCGCUGGUGGGGCAACGCCCAUGUACGACUGCCCCCGGGGUCCGGUGGUCCUGCAGGAGAAUGGAAUCCAGGUCAAGGCAAUAUGUGGCAUCGUGACGGACAAUCACGCCCUAGCCCUGUUCGGCUUGCACCGCGAGUGGCCCACCGCACAGCCCAUCCUGAUUGUGCUUGCCGUUCAUGCUGUGUUCGUCAUCGCAUCAAUAAUCUACAUUGCACUGAAGAUGAGGGGCCCUGGAGCCUCCCCAGACGCUGACAAGACGCGGUGAAGUACAUCACCGACACAAGAACUUCUCCUAUGAACUAAUUAACUUGUUUGCGACGAUCACAAAUAGUGCCCGGUGCUGCGACUGAAAGUGUUUUUCUCUGGACUGUGUGGCAUCCUAGUGUAACCUUUUUUUGGGAGUACUGAGCUUGACAAGCAGCUGGUACUAUUCGCAUGAGUUUUGCAAGUUUGCUCGUCGUAGUUGGCACGAAGAAAAGAAAAUGACAGCCAGCUUUAUCCGUGCAAGCUGGAACAAAAAUGAGACAUCCGACAUCGUUACUAUGUGCAGCACAGAGCGGUGACCCUCCUGUGUGGCGGUAGACUGUUUUCUGUGCCACAAAUUUUAACACAUCCGCCUCUGCCACCAGCAUCCUCCGCAUCAGCUGUUUCGUCAACGGCUAACCACUGACUCCAAUAGACUAUGUUGCUUUAUGUGAGCUGUGCUGCUCAUUCCAACCCUUCUGGCUGAAGUUUUAUAACUGCAUGAAGUGCUUCUGAAGCUUUAUCGUGUUCAGCUCUGCAGUCUUCCACACAACGGUGCACACUGUACUGCAGCAAUCUCACUUUGCAGUAAAACAUACGAUAUCUUUGGAGUGCCUAAUCCUUCAGACUUGCCAUCUUCCGCAAGAAGCCUCGGCUUGUGCUGCAUAGUCCAUCUGUUUCAACGGCAUGCACGUUUCUUCUACCUCUACUGGAUUUCCUCUUUGACGUGCAGUCGGAUUAUGUGGCAUGCAGGACGUACCUUGUUCUUUAAGAACUUGCAGCUGUCCAUCAGCAGUUGCCAGAAGUGUCGAUCAUCAGCCUGCAGUUUGCCAGAACCACUGCAGAUGGUGACAGUCCAGACAGCAAAGUGUGUAGUGAUGACUGCAUUCUCGCUUUGACGUCACAGUGUACCUGGCGAAUGAAAAGAAAAGAGAAGCUUUGCAGGACUUUGUUGCUGUACCACAAAGUGACAUUCAGACCAAGGUGCCUCCCACAACACGGGUGUUAUACGCCUACUUGUGUUUGCUGUUUUAUGGCAUCGCUACCAUUUUUGCAUGCUUGGAUAGCUUGUGCACUGAAGUAGGUAUGUACUCAGGUUGCUGUCCUUUCUUUCCCAAACUUGAGACAUCUAGCAUGUCAAUGUCUGCGUAACUGUAAUUUUCCGCUUCCAGUGGGAUGUGCUCAUAUAUAUGCAAUUUGCAAAGGGCAGAUUUUUUUGCACAGCACUGUUUGAUAUAAAAGCUGCUAAUAUAGUCUUCCACACUUGUGGUCGAUAAAAAUUGAACCGAUGAAAAUUGAAUUGAAGUGCCAGUAAUCGCAAGAAGUUCUUGAAACUCUCUCACAACAUGCAAUUUCAUCGCAGUUAAUAUGUUGCCAAGUUUCACUUUCUUGGAAUUAUUCACCGCUUGGUUUCAAGCCAGCCACGCAGUGUUUAGGUUUUGUAGAGAUUUUAUGGUUAUUCUGUGCAUACAGAGUUGCAAAAUACCUUUGUAACCCACUGAUGCAAAGGUGCGGCAUCGCUACUUCAUGAUGGCACAGCUGUAACAUGCAGUAGUUAAUUCAUUAGAAUGAAUAUACGCAAAAAAACCUAGAUCUCUGUUGGCAAGCCUGUACAUCGGUAUCAAGUUUGUGCCAACCACUGCCGAGUUCUUGCUAAGUCUUCUCAAUGAUACUUCAAGGUCACAUCACAAAGUAACGAAACAAAGCUCACCAGAAGAUCAGGGCCUUGGUAACAUUCCAGUGCUAUUCCUUUUCACACAUCACAAGUGUUUCGAGUGGCACUCCGUCAAGUUGUUACCAAGAUAGGCCGACUAUGAAGGAUUGGUAAUAAUAAAGGGAUAGAGUCCAGUGAAAUAAAUUUUUCCAUUACACUUGCUCAGAUCUGCAAUCAAUAGCUUCUGAACUUUGAGAAAGGAAGAACAGAUAACAGCCAGAGUUCAGGUAGCUCCGCUGUGCACCUUGUAACUAAAAGCAUUAUGCUACGAGUUACUCCAGCAGUUCCUGGACUACGCGUUUUCAUUUGAGUGCCUGCUAUGUAUUUGCCCUGACACAAUCUUUUACACACCCCAGCACAUCAGUCACUAUAUUCAGUCUGCCAUGAUAGUCAUGGACAAUUCGGCACAAAUCUGCUUAUGCCUUUGCAACCAAAAACAACCAACUUCUAGCAGAGAGAUUCAUAGCAAUUCUUCAUCCAUACACAGUCGUACGUCAAGCCUGCCACUGAACGAAAGCAUGAGCAACGCAUAAAUCUCUUCUCAUUCUUAUUCGUUGGUCUUAGUCUAGUUUGACUGUAGUAUCUGCUUGUCUAGAUUGCAGUGUAAAUUUUUCUUGGUCAUGGAUUUGACUGGUGUCUAGCAUCACUUUCAGAUGCGAGUAGACUGCCUCAUUUUGUAGUUUCUUUUUUUUUUUUAGCCACAAACCAAACAUCACUGAUUUAUUUUAUGUCGAGGUGCUUUCAGGUCAUAAGACAUUUCACUGGUGAUGCUCACAAUUCUUUUCCCCUUCACAUCUGCACGUGUUAUGGGCAUUGAAGAGUGCCUUCACAUGAGCAUAGACAGUUAUUCCACUCACCCAGCUGCCACAAAGUUUGUUGCCUGACAACAGUGUGUUGUCAUAUAGUUGGGCCUCAACAUAACAAUAUGUUUGUAACAAAUUUUCAUAUACAAAGACUUGUUGGAUACAAUGAAAUAAAUUUAAAAUGUGGCUGUGUAGUUUAUAUGAAUGGCUUUUCCCACUGCUGUCAGCAAAGCCUGAAAUACAAGUUAUGUUAGCAGUACCACUCAAAGCAAAGAGAUCAUUUACCUGAAGCUCAGAACAAGUAUUCUGGUAGCAGCGACAAUUCUGGAUGUUCCGCAAGAGACUUGCAGUGGCAGUAAUCUGUUUACAGUUCUGACAGAGAGCGUUAGGUUAUUCCAACUUUUACAUAGAUUCAAUGACAAUUUUCUUUCUGUUGUUAUCAGUGUGUACUUUUAUUUUGAAUAUAAGAGCUAACAAAGGUGUUCUUGUGUUGGAUGUGACUUGAUGACAACAAGACUGAACUGCGUGUGUGUGUGUGCAUGUGUGUGUGUUACAUGCUUAUGUAAAAGUAUACUUAAGAUAUUAACAAUGUUCCUUCGGAGAUGUCAGCAAACCUGUAGACUGUCGGUGUUAUAAACAAACAACCAUACUAUAAGCGGUGCAUGACCACACAGAGUCUAGGUCACUUUGAACUAAACAGCAAAAAUCACACAAGUGUAUUCAAACUAUGCCACUUUGUCAACAUUGAUUUACCACUGCCAUGUACACCAACAUUCGCUAAGUGUUCAUUUCACACUCUGAAACUGAAGAACACCUUGUUUAAAGGUAGUCCUGCUAGGGCUGUAUCUAUGGCACGUAUAAAACAGUUGACUAGGGUACUUUCUCAUAACUUUAUACGUACAGUGAUAACCACCGAGUCUGCAGGAACGAUAGUUUGCUGCAGUGUGUUGCUUUCUUAUGCACUUGUUUCCAGUGCACGCAUGCUGACUAUUAUUUACUUCAUCAUUGAUGACACAACAACAAAAAAGAAAAAAAAAUGAUUGAUGGAAAGAAGGGGCCAGCAUAAAUUAUUCUAGGUUUUCUUUCUAGUGACAGUUUUUUGUCUUUUUGGCUGGAAUUGUCAGACUGUAUCGGUGCAACCGUUCAAGACAAGCUCGUCUAUGGAAAGCAAUUGCGGUCAUUGUUUGAUGGGUAUGUAUGUUGCUCAACUUGAGCACAGUGUGUUUUGUAUCAUAGCUGUUGACUUACAAAGUACGAAUAAGUGCGCGUGUUUAGAAAAUACUCUAAUGACGUUCAUUAGUGUGUCCAAGAUCGCAAAUUGCAGCCAAGCUUGUGAUGUUAGAAGAUUCCUUAAACACUUCUUUUUCCGGCAGGUGUAGUUUUGAUCUUGUAGUUUGUAACAAAAGCAACCAUGCUGUCAAAGAAAUUUUUUGAGACAACUGAUUCGAGCGUCCUUACAUUAUACGUCACUGAAUUCCAGUCACCACCAUUAAUUUGUUUCCUUUUUGGACCUUGAAUUAAUGUAAAAACCUGCUUCAAUUGGCCAUUUACUGUUCCAAGUCUUGACGUACAUGUAGUGCAACAUAAUGUUGAAACUUUCGUGCUAUAUGCCUGUCAUUAACUCUUCUCAGCCUGGAAAAGCUUUCCCCGUGGAAUGGUCGUACUUAUCCCUCGCACACAUUUAUGUGCCAAACGCAUUCACUUCAAGAAAAAAGACAAAAGCACUUGUGUGCUCUUUCAAGUUUUCUGUCUCUCCAGCUUUCUUCAAACACUCCUUUGGUGUGACACAAGAAAACAAAAAAAGUGUAACAUGCCAUCACGAACUGACAAACCUGUACAUAUGUGGUGACUGUGUCCGUUUCAUGUGUUUUGAUGAUCAGUACGCUGUUCUCAUGUAAAUAAAGGUUUCUUAAUUA